Molecule: messenger RNA, 3657 nt
Organism: Aspergillus udagawae
Lineage: Eukaryota; Fungi; Ascomycota; Eurotiomycetes; Eurotiales; Aspergillaceae
Product: GTPase-activating protein LRG1
Exons: 6
Coding region: 1-3657 (1218 amino acids)
Biological process (GO): actin cytoskeleton organization; signal transduction
Cellular component (GO): cytoplasm
Source: RefSeq, a predicted model, not a curated record
AUGCCUCCCGGCGAUGUCUCACUGCCGGAUAGCCUUGUGCCGGGCAACGGGGCUGUCCGUCCCACAUUAAAUACCAGUGGACACGGUGGUAGUUUUCAGAGACAGACUCCCACUUCGCCUGCCGAUAGUAAUAGAACUUUCGACUCGCCGCGUGCAAGAUCUGGUGGGCGGAAUGGGUCUGCUGUGACUAGCCCGGUGGAUGGGAUGCAAAAUCCAGACGGUCGCAUGGGCCGAAGAUUGGACUCGAACAACCCUGGCCAGCGGGACCCAUCAACUCCGCGUGAUCGAGCUGGCUAUUGGGAGAAGUCAGCCCAACGUGACAGACCUUCUCAGAGCGGCCGUCCGCCCACAAAAUCCCCGGGUAGUUCGCGUAUUUGCAAAAGGUGCGGCGAGCCUCUGACGGGCCAAUUUGUACGCGCACUUGGCGCAACAUACCAUCUUGAGUGUUUCAAGUGCCAGGAUUGCGGGCAAAUUGUGGCAUCCAAGUUCUUUCCGGUCGACGCUGAAGACGGAAGCGGACAAUAUCCACUCUGUGAGACGGAUUACUUUCGGCGAUUGGACCUCCUCUGCCACGAAUGUGGCGGUGCUUUGCGUGGUUCCUAUAUCACCGCCUUAGACCACAAGUACCACAUCGAGCAUUUCACUUGCUCCGUUUGCCCAACGGUUUUUGGCGCCCAAGACUCGUAUUAUGAGCAUGAGGGCAGGGUUUAUUGCCAUUUCCACUAUUCCACCCAGUUUGCUCAGAGAUGCCACGGGUGUCAUACAGCGAUUCUGAAGCAGUUCGUGGAGAUUUUCCGCAAUGGUCAGAAUCAGCAUUGGCAUCCAGAGUGCUAUAUGAUUCAUAAAUUCUGGAAUGUGCGCCUAGCUCCAAAUGGCCAGCCUCUGGAGCCUCCUGAGGCAGGUCUCGAUGCCACUGACGAGGAACGAAAUAGAGUGCGAGAAGAAGAAGAUAUGAUGGAGGAGAAGGUUUACAGGAUCUGGAGCAUUCUUUCUGGUUUCGAAGAGUCUUCAGCUGCCUGCAUCUCGGAUAUGCUACUACACGUCAGCAAUGGCUCCUAUCUGGAUGGAGUCCUAGUUGCUAAGAGAUUCAUUGGUCACGUCGAAGUUCUAUUCCGAGCCAUCGAUGAACUUGCUGGAUACAUCAAGGCGCAAGAGAUGAAGGACCUUGCUUACGGACGUGAGGCCAAACUAUUGUGCAAGAAAAUUGUCGCCUUCUUCGCUUUGCUGUCUAAGACCCAGGAAGCUGGGGUACGGAAACUAGGUGUCACGCAAGAACUCCUAUCAUUAGUCACUGGUCUUGCCCACUACCUUAAGCUCCUCAUCCGCAUCGGGCUUCAAGGCGCUCUGAAGCUGGAGAGGGAGAAGCAGAGUCCCGAAGGCUUGUAUCACUUCCUCGAUCACUUGGCAGAUAUUGAGACACUCAGGCCUCCGGAGCAAGAAGAAACACCUGCAGAUCUCAUGGCUGGAGUAGCCAGUCUUGCCGACCAGCUUUCUGAUUGCUGUGCAGCAUGUAAAGAACCAAUCGAUGAUGAGUGUAUCAUGCUGGGUGAUUCCAGGUGGCACAUCAAGCCGCCUCAUCUUACAUGUGCAGCAUGUCAAACGGACCUUACCGAUACUUGUCAAGAGGCCCUCUGGAGUCCCGGGAUGAAAAAGGUUUUCUGCAAUAGUUGCGUCUCGCAGCAAGGCCUUGUGAAUGAGACUCAAGGUGGAUUUACUCGUGUGAGCAAAUUACAGCAGUUUGUUUUCCUGUUACGGGUUGCACUCGCGCGGCUUCUUGCUGUUUUGCACGCUGGAGGAACCUUGCAACCCACUUCAGAUGACCCGAGCUUCGCUGUGAGUGAGACCAAAGAUGGCAACCAACCUCCAUCUGGCGGUGAAGUUCGCAGAUCCACGACAAGGUCGAAGUAUGCGGGCAGAGACGGUGCUGCUGAAUCAUCGCUUGAGCAGACCGUGGGCGAGAUGCGACGCUUGCGGUCCAUUCGGAACGAGCGUACUCUGUCAACUACAUACAAGAGAGCUAGGGCUUCAAGAAUUAUCGACGGUCCUGAGGGUCGAAGUGUCAGGCCUGGUUCUUCAGGCGGAGAAGGUUCCGAUCCCCGUGGCCACGGCUUCCAAAUUGUGGAGGAAAGAGAUGCCAAUGGCGAGACUGUCACCGACCUGACGUUUGGUAAUCAGGACGCUUUGACAUUGGACGAUAUUCCCCGGAUUGUGGCCGCCGAGCAAGCAAAAGAACAACGUCCCAACGCUUACAGACAUGCCGGCACUAAACUCGUGGGUACGACUGAGCCGCUUCCCAGGUAUAACCAAGGUCAUCAACGAGGUGUGUCUAGCGGAAACUUGGAAUCGCACCUUGCAGAGAGAACUACGAAGACCAAGAAGUACUUCUCUGAACUCUCAGCUCUCGAAUAUUUUAUCGUACGGCAUGUCGCUGUCUUGUCCAUGGAACCUUUGCUGGAGGGCUACUUCACAUUGGAUGAGUUACUCUCCUUGAUUGAGUCUCGCAAGCCAACAAUCUGGAACAUAUUCGGUCGCGCCUUCAACAAAGAUGCCAAAAAGGCCGGCAAGAAGAAGGGUGUGUUCGGCGUGAGCCUCGACUUCCUGGUCGAAAAGGAGGGUACAGAAUCCACUCAUGGCGUCGGGCCUGGCGCGCUUCGCGUUCCUGCUCUUGUUGAUGAUGCUGUGUCGGCGAUGCGGCAAAUGGAUAUGUCAGUGGAAGGUGUUUUCCGAAAGAAUGGUAAUAUUCGACGGCUGAAGGAGAUCUCUGAGAUGAUCGACAAUAAGUACGACCAGGUUGAUCUCACGAAGGAGACUCCUGUGCAGAUUGCGGCUUUGUUGAAGAAGUUCCUCCGCGAGAUGCCUGAUCCGCUCUUGACUUUCAAACUCCAUAAUCUAUUCGUUAUCUCACAGAAAAUACCUGACCCCGAAAAGCAAAAGCGGUUACUGCACCUCACGUGCUGUCUGCUGCCCAAGGCUCAUCGCGAUACUAUGGAAGUUCUUUUCGCCUUUCUAAACUGGACGUCGUCUUUCUCGCAUGUGGAUGAGGAUACGGGUAGCAAGAUGGAUAUCCACAACCUUGCAACUGUCAUAACACCUAACAUCCUCUAUCCAAAUACGAAGAACAGCACAGUUGAUGAAAGCUUCUUGGCAAUAGAGGCUGUCAAUGCUCUUAUCACUUACAACGACACUAUGUGCGAGAUACCGGAAGAUCUUCAGGCUGUUCUUAGCGACACCACAUUCAUCAAGGAUAACAACGAAGUCAGUACCAAGGAAAUUCUGAAGAGAUAUGGCGACAUCGCGCGAGGAAGCUUCUCUCAGAAACCCAACAAUGGCGGAGAAACUGUGACAAUCACAAACCCUCAUAACCGAGGAGCAAAUAUUGCUACAUCUGCGCGCAUUGAAACAGACCAGUCUCAGGAUGCAUCGUGGCAGGCGCAGAACUCAGUACGCCACGUGCAAAACACAGGUGGACACAACCACGCAAACAGUGCAUCGGCGCCUUACAAUGGAAUGGAACUUGCGCCUGGACAGACCGCUAGCUACCGUGAAAGAAGCACCAGCAAUGGCAGCCAGCAGAAUCCCAUCCCACAGGAGGGACAACCCCAACAGAUCCCUUACAGGGCUCGUCCAGGAGCGGGACCCAUGGGAGUUGCUGGUUAA